CUUCCGAAAUGGAUCAUUAUCCCUCUCAUUCCUCAUCUCUGUGAUAUCGAGAGAUUGAAACAGCGUGGUGAAUGCUGGCAAUGGAGCUCAGAACGCCGUUCUAUAUUGGCUCCCGAUCCCACUGAAAUCCACAUCAAACUGUUAAGGUUCAAGAUUGAUCCUUUGUCCAGUGUUUUGGAGCUUCAAGAGCCUCAGGUAAUCCAUGAUAGCAACACAGAGUUUUAUCGUAUCGAUGAUCGUGUUGGGACACAAACCUCCGUCACUGCUUAUCCUACUCUUGGAACCACAUUUUCAGAAAUUGCACCACAACUAGGCGGUGACCAUCCUCUGUAA
Penicillium nucicola is the source of this 333-nucleotide messenger RNA. Its product is annotated as Lignostilbene alpha-beta-dioxygenase. The record is from RefSeq and is a predicted model, not a curated record. The annotation marks the transcript as partial. NCBI's taxonomy places the organism in Eukaryota, Fungi, Ascomycota, Eurotiomycetes, Eurotiales, Aspergillaceae. The transcript is spliced from 3 exons.